Molecule: messenger RNA, 2347 nt
Organism: Myodes glareolus (Bank vole)
Lineage: Eukaryota; Metazoa; Chordata; Mammalia; Rodentia; Cricetidae
Gene: Rbpms
Product: RNA binding protein, mRNA processing factor
Molecular function (GO): RNA binding
Source: RefSeq, a predicted model, not a curated record
ACUCCCACCCCGCAACCAAGGGUCAGACAAAGAGAAGCUACAGCUUGGGAGCAGACACAGCGACCAAACAGGAAAGCCUUCCAGUCCGGCUGUGGGUGGGGAGGUAAUGGGAAAGGCUGCAGAACUUGAAGGUUUACAGAAGCAGGAUGAGGCGCCGCAGACCCACACUGUGGAGAUGCCACGGAAGAGGGAGAGUUAGGGGAGGAAAUGAAUGUGCUACAAAGCGAGACUCAACGGCGGAAAGUAUUAUUCUCUCUCUUUUUGGGUCUCUGUAGCAAGGAGUCUAGAUGCUUGUUGUAGCUUCCUGUCUCCUGCAUGACCAGAGAGAACGUGGUGCACGAAGCCCCAGAACACAUCGUUUAACAUUGUUAGCCAUUGUAUGUAGUGAGGCGGUCCGGACUCUAUUUGUCAGUGGUCUGCCCCUGGACAUCAAACCCCGGGAGCUCUACCUGCUCUUCAGACCAUUCAAGGGUUAUGAGGGUUCUCUUAUAAAACUCACAUCUAAACAGCCUGUAGGUUUUGUCAGUUUCGACAGUCGCUCAGAAGCAGAGGCUGCAAAGAACGCUUUGAACGGCAUACGCUUCGAUCCUGAAAUCCCGCAAACACUACGACUAGAGUUUGCUAAGGCAAACACGAAGAUGGCCAAGAACAAACUCGUAGGGACUCCAAACCCCAGUACUCCUUUACCCAACACUGUACCUCAGUUCAUUGCCAGAGAGCCAUAUGCGCUGGCUCCCUCCCUCCGAGGCUACUUCUCAGGGUUGGAAGUCCCGACAGUUCUGCUGAAGGCUGUGUUUGAAAACGCCUUGCCCAGUUUUGAUCCCUUCAAGACUUUGCCACAGCCUCUAUCACACAUCUAUCUUCCUCAAAGAAAAAAAAAUAUAUAUAAUAAAAUGUGUUUUACUCUUUUACACUGUAUAAUUUUAAGAAAUACGUGUUAUUUGUGAAUGCAUGGUCUGAUGUUUCUGUACAGUUUGGAGACAUACUCAGGUGGACCACAGACAACAGUAAAGCCAAGACAGCUAGUAUUUUCUAGCAGGCAUUUGUGAAUGGAGGGAGGAGUUCUUACACUAGGUUAGAUCACUUUUGCACUUGAUUUUUGAAUGCUUUUUAAUGACAUUUAUCUUGUUUUUCUUCUAAAAUAAGCUGCAUGUUUAAGGCAUGUCUCUGAAUAGCAUCAAAAUUUCCACAGUUGUGUUGUGAAUGUGUGGACUCCAUCUGCCUGCCCAGUUAGUAACAUGGUGUAGAAGUGAGCUCUGCAAGACAAUCAAAGCCCCCAGGAGCAUCUCCCAUCACAGUGUUCACAACUGGGCAGUAAUUACUACUUAGGUAAUGUCUCCUGAGCACAGCGUACCAUCUGAAAACCAUGGCUACGGCUGCAACAAUACAAACUGUGCCAAGUAAGGUAUUGCCAUUUUAUACUUGUAUUUAUUAUAUUACCAUUUAUGAUAGCACCCUCAGAGCGUGGGACCUAAUAUAUCACUCAUCUUCCAUAAACUGUUCUCACUUUCCCAGUGGAAAGAUAAAGUCCACCCCACUAAGUGGAGGGACCUUGGUUUGGACCUCUGAGGCCAAUACAGCCUCAGGAGAAGCAGGUUCCCCACACAGCUACCUUGGCAAGAAUGGGCAUCACAUCUCAAGUGAUUCUGCAACGUAUUGGCCGACCUGAGCUGGUGGUGUUCUAAAGUCUGGCAACCGUCAAUCAUGUUCUACAGAAUACUGUUUGCUCUUCCUACUGAGCACUAGGUGGGACAUGUGACCAUGGUCAUUUGCAAUGAAUGUGGUUACCCUUGCUUCAAGACUUCUUCAGAGCCCAAAGCUAGCCUUGUGUUGUGUUCUGACACAUUUCCAGAGGUGGUGACAGGGCAGCUUCUCCUGCUCCUCAGACAAGAGCCAUGUGUAAUACUAUAUUGACCUCAGAGAAUUUCCAGCUGCUGGUAUAGCUAGACAUAAUCACAGUCUUUGUAUCUUUGUUAUUGAUCUACUUGUGUUGAAAACGUCAUGUUUUAAUGGAUAUAUCAUUGGUGGGGGGGGGGUUCAUUAUUUUUCAUUAGAAACAGAAUGUCAAGUUUUUAUAGGUUAUUAAAAAGAGAAAAAGGAAAAAAACACUAAGGCCUGGAGUAAGGGCUUUUCACUAGAAACUAGAGGAAGGGGGCAGGCAGCAGCUGGGGACUUCAGACAGCCACACUAGUGUCCAGGAACUGCUCAAGCCCUCCGUGCCACUCGGCUCCGAGACUACUUGCUGUAAGGAGAGCCGCUUCACCACUGACUAUGCUUUUAUAAACUGUGUAAAGGUACUUUUCUAUUGUCGUUUUUAAUAAAAUAAUAAAGUUUAUUCCAGCUAUUA